This is a messenger RNA of Leptidea sinapis, 1551 nucleotides long. Its product is annotated as insulin-like growth factor-binding protein complex acid labile subunit. The record is from RefSeq and is a predicted model, not a curated record. Lineage: Eukaryota; Metazoa; Arthropoda; Insecta; Lepidoptera; Pieridae. The transcript is spliced from 4 exons. The coding region runs from base 240 to 1436 and encodes 398 amino acids.
UCUGCUUUGAUUCGCACUAUCUCACACACCCUUCAAAACCUUUGCGUAAUGUGUAAAUCGCUUUCAAAAGUGUCAAAGUGAAAUAAAUACUUUUAAAGUGAAUAUGUAUGUUGAAUGAAGAUUAUUUUGCUGUUGGAAGUUGUAUUUUGGAAUUCCCAGUUUUGGUCAACCGAGCGCGUGUGAUGGAUGUCCGUCGGUGAGGACUACUGGCGGGCGCCGCCUUGUCCCUGCGCCCGCCCAUGGCCCCGGCGCUACUCGUCAGAUGUGUGGUGCGUUGGGCGAUCGUGGUGCAGUCAUGGACUGUUCUUACAUUGACUAACAGCCAACUAACACCAGCGCUGGUACCGUCUUGUCCGACGCAAUGUAUUUGUCUUUCACAAUCACAGGUGGUGUGUAACAGUGCAGCAUUACGAGGAGUUCCGUCGGCAUUGAGUUCCAGCGUGAUGCAGCUGUCAUUAUCACGAGCAGAUCUUCGUGUUCUACGUUCAGAUGCGUUCGCCCAUCUCCGUCAACUACGGCGUCUCUCCCUUGACGCCUGCAACCUGACCCGCAUACGCCCGUUUGCCUUUCGUGGUCUUCCGCGGUUGGACGAACUCUACAUACAGAACACUCCACUUGCAACUGUGGACUCAUUUGCAUUCGCUGCCCUUCAGAAUAUAUCUUCAAUUGUACUCUCUCAUAACCGCAUUGCUCAAAUCGAAAGUUAUGCAUUUGCGGGAACUAACUUUAUAAAACUUAUAUCCCUAAGGAAUAAUCCUAUUAAACGUAUAUUAGCUCACGCGUUCUCUGGUCUUAAUGAUGUAUCUCAGAUAGAGUUGCCUUCUGGAGUAAAAUCAAUUGAACCGCAGGCGUUUGCAGGCCUAGAAGGAGUGGGGAUAUUAGAGCUUGCAUACAUGGAUUUGCCAGCACUCUUAGCAGACACGUUUUUUGGCCUGACCCGUGUCGGAAAGCUUGUUUUGAGAGAAUCAGACCUGGGUAUAAUAAGAGUGGGUGCAUUCGAUGGCUUACGACGUGUCGACAUUCUAGAAAUAUGUAAUAAUAAGAUUGAUCGUGUCGAAGAGCUUUCUCUAAUACAGAAUAAUAGCGUCCAAACUUUUAAAUUGACUGGAAAUCACAUGCUGGAGACGCCUGAGGCAGUUAUUCUGGAGGUAGAGGAUAUUAUAAUACGCGGUAAUCAUUUGCCGUGUGAAUGCGGACUUGAUCCAAUGUUGAAUCCUUUAGCGAUGACCUCUGAUUUUGCGGAUGAAAAUUUGUGUAUAUCACCGCUCAAAGUGAGGGGUCGAAGUUUAUCUAGUGCGGCUGGAUCUGUUUGCCGAGGCGACGGAGGGGGCAGUGCGAGGGCGCGGGCGGCCGCUUGUGCAAGCCCAGUCGGUGAAAAUCUUGCUCAACCUCUGACAUUAACCUCUCUAGUGAUUGCUUUCCUUGUCAACAGCUAACUACCCGCCCUGUUCAAUAUUGUAUGUGUAUGUAAAUAUUGUAUAUUAUGUAAGAAUGUAAUGCGAAAUUUUACAUUGAAUGGGUUCAUUCAGUAUACGUUGGACCAUAAAUAAA